CAAAUGAGGAAGAUGAAGAAGAGGGUUUUGGUAGGAUUGGCUUCUUUGUGCUUUUGUUUUAUUGUAUUCCAUAUCAGUGUCUCAUUAACCUCCAGAUUUCCUCAUAGUGCAGCAUUUUCAGUAGAGACUCGAGAAAUAACACGUGAGAUAUUGGAAAUUCAUGAACAAAUCCAUCACCCUGCACAGAAAAGUCCGAUCAGUUGCGACCGUACCUGUAAACAUUACGAUAUCUGCUCGAUCAACGGCCCAACAGGCUUGGAUCCAACCACAUCCACAUUCUUCACUAUGGACUCAUCCCAACUUGCACCCCUGGAAGUGGAAAGAAUCCGACCUUACCCUCGAAAAUUCGAAGAUUUCAUAAUGGCCCAGAUCAAGGACCUCACACUCGCUGUUGGCCCACGAAGCCCACCGUGUAAAGUCCAACACAAUGCUCCGGCCCUAGUAUUCGCCGCCGGUGGAUACACCGGAAACUUUUGGCAUGACUUCAAUGAUGGAUUUAUCCCGCUCUUUAUCACCGCCAACACACUCUUCCCAGAUCAAGACUUCGUGAUCGUGGUUUCCCAAGCUCCAAAGUGGUGGAUUUAUAAGUAUGCCGAUUUACUACGCAUAUUCACCAAGCACCCUAUUAUUACCAUGGGAAAUGAUGCCACCACCCAUUGUUUUCCUUCUGCCAGUCUAGGCCUUAUAUCACAUGGUUUCAUGACUAUAAACCAAACACUAAUACCUCGUGCAAAAACGUUUCUGCAUUUUCGUGGGCUCCUAGACAACGCAUAUAAGCGAAGGUCCCAACCUCAAAUUCUCUCCUCUGAGCAGACAAAACCCCGGCCACGCCUUGUUUUGGCGAGCCGGAAUCAUGCAACUGGACGCAGGAUCGUUAACCAGGUUCAAGUAGUUCGUUUGGUAAAGAAAGUGGGGUUUGAUGUGAUUGUGUUUGAGCCCAAGGCCAAUAACUCAUUGCAUGAGUCUUAUGCGUUACUUAAUUCAAGCCAUGCUUUUGUUGGGGUACAUGGCGCUGCACUUACACACUCAUUGUUCCUCCGGCCGGGUUCAGUGUUCGUACAGGUGGUGCCGAUUGGGGUGGACUGGGCGGCGAAUGCGUGUUUCGGGAGAGUGGCGAAGGGGCUGAGGUUGGAGUAUUUUGAGUACAAGAUCGGAGUGAAAGAGAGUAGCUUGGUGGACAAGUAUGGUAAUGAUAGUUUGGUGGUAAAAGAUCCAUUUGGUCUUCAGAAAAUGGGGUGGCGUGCUGAGGUUAUGGACAUUUACUUGAAGGAGCAGAAUGUGAAGCUGGAUUUGGUUAGGUUCAAGGGGUAUUUGAAGCAAGCGUUUAAGAAGGCUAAGAAAUUUAUGGACAACAAUGGUUAGACUUGGUGGCAUUUCAUUGGAACAACAUAAGCACCAAUAAGAAUUAGAGGGACAAUAUAUUGCUUACGAUUGAGGAACUUGAUUUGCAGAGAGUAUUGAGCUUACAAUUGAUUUCUUUUAGUUUCGGCGUUCGAUUUUUUUUAGAAAGAAAUGUGGAUUUCAUUAAAACACAUGUUAAAAUAGUCAUUAUAUAUCC
Molecule: messenger RNA, 1558 nt
Organism: Rosa chinensis
Lineage: Eukaryota; Viridiplantae; Streptophyta; Magnoliopsida; Rosales; Rosaceae
Product: xylan glycosyltransferase MUCI21
Exons: 2
Coding region: 4-1362 (452 amino acids)
Molecular function (GO): glycosyltransferase activity
Source: RefSeq, a predicted model, not a curated record